This is a messenger RNA of Rhincodon typus (whale shark), 2555 nucleotides long. RefSeq names its product family with sequence similarity 151 member A (gene fam151a). Lineage: Eukaryota; Metazoa; Chordata; Chondrichthyes; Orectolobiformes; Rhincodontidae. The coding region runs from base 27 to 1829 and encodes 600 amino acids. The record is from RefSeq and is a predicted model, not a curated record. The transcript has 8 exons.
AGGAGCAGAGCGAGCCUGGAGCCGCGAUGCUGGAGCUGGUACCGGACCAAGAGUUUCUCUACAAAGAUGGGAGGAAUGGACUGUCCAUCCGCCGGCGAUGGAAGCUGCUGGCCGGCCUUUUCUUCGCUGUGCUGGCUGCCGCUUACCUGGCCCUAGUGGGAUACUUCGCCGUUUAUAGGAACUUCUUCCCAGCCAAGGGCUUUGAAGUAAAUGGAUCUUUCAGUCCAGGUGGGGACCUACUGGAUUACUUGCUUCAACAUGGAAUGAUUGACAGGAAGGAUGGGCUGCUGGUAACAUGGCACCAUGCUGCAAAUAGCAAGAGCGAAAUGGAGGCAGCCUUGAAAGGCAGUGCAAUGGCACUGGAAGCAGAUGUCAAUAUUGAAGGACUCAACACUCAAAACGAGACUGGUACCCCCAUCAUGGCUCACCCACCCAGUAUCUACAGUGACAAUACCUUGCAGGAGUGGCUGGAUGCUGUCAUCAGGUCUAAGAAAGGUAUCAAGCUGGAUUUUAAAAGCAUUGAUGCGGUAAACCCUUCCCUGGACAUCCUAGUUAAGAAAUAUAAUGAAAUUCAUUUCAACCGACCAGUCUGGCUAAAUGCUGACAUUCUGAUUGGCCCAAAUGUCCCAGGAUUUAUGCAGCCGGUCAAUGCGUCCAGGUUCCUGGGUCUUAUUCAGCAAAGGUUCCCGAAUGUAAUCCUCUCCCCUGGCUGGAUGUCUCUGUACUUACCGAUGAUUGCAACUAAACCUUACACUCGAAAGAUGGUGGAGGAAAUGUAUGACUUGGUGAAGGGUUUAUCACAACGUGUCACAUUCCCUGUUCGAGCUGUGUUGUUGAAGCCAGCUUGGCCACAUUUUAGUUGGCUACUCAGUCAGUCACCAAGGUAUAGCCUUACUCUAUGGCAAGGAUCAAUUGAUCCCGUCACUGUGGAAGAUCUUUUAUUCUUCAGAGACAAUAGCAACGUUGAGCAAAUCUAUUAUGACAUUUAUGAACCAGUUUUGUCUGAAUUCAAACAAAUUGCACUGCAGACAAACCGAACCAGGAGGUUUUACCCCGGAGGGAAGCUCAUGGAUUAUUUCCCCCACCAAAAUCUUGAUGAACUGCAGAUCAAAUGGUUUGACAUCGGAUCCACAGAACUUGAAUUGAUGAAAUUACUUCAAGGAAAUAUUGGAGGAAUGCUUAUUCUGAACGUGAAGACAAAAGCUAAUGAUGCCAUUCCAGUGGUAGUAGGUGCGGAAAAGGGUUUGGAAUUUCCCUUGGAAUCAGCUCUAAAUUGGAUCGCAACCUCAUCCAAGCCAUGGGGCAUCUACCUGAAGAUAAAAUCCCAGGAGGCAUUGGCCCCAACCUUAUAUCUGCUUGAACGGGUUUACACAGCAUACCUUCUCCUCAAGCCUGUAUGGAUUAAUAUGGAUCUCUCUUACGGUAGUUUUAGCACCCAUGGAUACAUUGAGGGAAAGCAAUUCAUCAAAACCGUCAAUGAAAUAUUUCCUUUUGUAACUAUAGCUCCUAGCUGGCCAAAAGAAGUGCUUACCCAUGGUUAUACACAGCCAUUAGUAGAAGACAUGCUAAAUCUUUGUCGUGGGCUAUGGCAAGCAGUGUCCUUCCAGCUUCAGGCUAUUGCUCUGGGUAAAUCAUGGAAAGCCACCACUCGACUACUGCAGACUUCCCCUACCUACACUCUGACAGUGGAGCAUCUACACGAGCAAGGCAGCUACUUGGAUGGGUUUCAGGGGCUGAUAAACAUUCGAACAUACAGCACUCGUAGGAUUUAUUACCGCUUACCUCAAGAUUAUAGAAACAGUUUUCACGACGAUGUCUUCACAUCAUAAAAAGUUGUUUGAGAGUCUUUGUACAUCACUAACCAGUCCUACCUUUUAGGCAGGCAAAUCAUUUUUAAGCUCCGAGCUAUAACUCCCUAUUUCUGAACCACCGAAAUUAUUAGCUAAAUUUUGUCAUAUUUAUAAGGUACAACCUUAUUAACUUUAAAUAUUUUCUUAAUUUAGUCGAGAUAAAAAUUUAAGAUUUUGAUACCAAAGGUAGUUUUAUAAAUUUUGAUUAUAAAAUUUGGCAAAAAGGCUGUCAUACAUAAGAGAUUGAGGUGUAUUUUGUUGAAGUGUUGCGAACAGCUUUACUCAGUCAGGUAGUUGCAAUUACAUUUCUCAGUUUUCCCAUGAAACAGAGACCUUGACCCUGUUUUGCUCAUCUACCCUUGUGAAGUAACAAGAAGUGCAAUGAGAGCCAUCAUUUCAUACAUCGCUAACCCAUCAUGCAGGUUUGUGAAAGCUCAAGUAACACAGAUAUCAGCUAUACAGCAGUGAUAAAUCUGAAUAGCAGACUGCAGUGCAAGCUGUGGCCUUAUUUUAACACUGUGGUUUCACAGAAAUUCUUUUGACACUACAAACCUGUUAACUCACACUCAAAGAGCCACUCGCUUUGGUUUCUAUGUGAAUGAUUUAGACAAAUCUCACUCUUAAAGUCCCAAUAUUUAAAUAAUGAAUUAUCCCUUGAUUUCUGAUCGAAAAACUCAAAUAUUGGGGUUGUAGACUUGUUCACCA